Molecule: messenger RNA, 2278 nt
Organism: Alternaria alternata
Lineage: Eukaryota; Fungi; Ascomycota; Dothideomycetes; Pleosporales; Pleosporaceae
Product: FAD/NAD(P)-binding domain-containing protein
Exons: 4
Coding region: 319-2172 (617 amino acids)
Molecular function (GO): flavin adenine dinucleotide binding; NADP binding; N,N-dimethylaniline monooxygenase activity
Source: RefSeq, a predicted model, not a curated record
AUACUAAGGUAGUGACUGUGCGUCCCGUUGUAUGCUGUUCUGCUCAUUGGUGCGCCGCGUAGCCUGUGUGAGGUCACACGAGGCUGUCAGCACUGGCGACUCAUAUACCCGAUACCCGACGUAAAAGAUCGAAUGAUGUAGGAUCGAAUCUGGACAAAUAUGCGCCAGCAUUAUUAGCUGCGGCCGCCGCAUAGAACUGAAAUAUAUAUGCCUACCUGCAUACUUAGUUCGACAUAAAUUGGGCUAUAUCGUAAUACAGAUUUCUUUCACAGCCUCACACCCACUUGAUCACGACUUCUCCGUUCGACCACCCUCACCAUGGCGCCAGAUCUUAACGCAAUAGGAAGCGGCCAGCGGUGGGACUAUUCUACUCCAGGAUCUGGCGGUUACAACAUCCCGGACAUAGUCUACGAUGACCCCUCAUCUAGGAAGCUCAAGAUCUUGACCAUCGGAGCUGGCUUGUCGGGUAUCCAGAUGGCAUACCAAAUCCAGAAGAACACGCAGAAUGUUGAGCAUGUAAUCUACGAGAAAAAUGCCAACUUGGGAGGCACAUGGCUGGAAAACAGAUAUCCAGGAUGUGCUUGCGAUAUUCCGUCACAUGCCUACACACUCAACUUCGCUCUGAACCCCGACUGGCCUCGUUUCUUCUCGUACGCUCCAGACAUACAAAAGUACCUCGAAAAGGUCUGCGAUGUUUUCGACUUGCGCAAGUACAUGACAUUCAACACCGAAGCUACCAGAGCCGAGUGGCAAGACGACGUGGGUAAAUGGAAGAUCACCCUCCGUCAGAAGACGGCAUCCGGCGAAGAAAGAGAGUUUCAAGAGGAAUGCGACCUUUUUCUCUACGCUUCUGGUAUCUUGAACAACUACAAAUGGCCAGGCAUCAAAGGCAUCAACAGUUUCAAGGGUCGCAUUGUCCACACGGCGACCUGGCCGAAAGACUACCAGAGCGAGGAAUGGAAAAACGACCGUGUAGCUGUUAUCGGAUCCGGCGCGUCUUCAAUCCAAACUGUACCAAAUAUGCAGCCGCACGUAAAGCACAUGGAUAUUUUCGUCCGAACCGGUGUGUGGUUUGUCCAAAUCGCGAACAAUUUUGGCCAGAAUAAGGAGUAUUCACAAGAAGAACGCGAUGAGUUUCGGAAAGAUCCGAGGAAGCUAGUUGCGCAUGCUAAAGAUAUUGAAAACCAGGUCAAUGGGCUUUGGGGAGCAUUCUACACCGGAAGUCAAUCGCAGAAGGACGCUCAAGCCCUGUUCAGAGAACGAAUGAAGGAGUUUCUCAAGGAUGAGCGGCUUUUGGAAGGCUUCACCCCAAAGUUUGAAGUCGGCUGCCGUCGCAUAACCCCCGGCGAUCCCUAUAUGAAGGCUAUUCAGGAGCCGAACGUCGACGUUCAUUUCACAGCUGUCAAUGAGAUCACCGAAAAGGGUGUGGUUGGCGCGGAUGGCGUCGAGCGCGAGGUCGACACAAUAGUCUGCGCAACUGGCUUCGACGUAACCUACCGUCCACGCUUCCCCAUCAUCGGCAAAAAUGGCGUCGACCUCUACGAAAAGUGGAAGAAUGAGCCUGAAGGCUACCUCGGUCUCGCAUGUCCGGACAUGCCCAAUUGGUUGAUGUUCAUUGGACCAACCUGGCCUGUAGAAAACGGCUCAGUCACCGGCCCUCUACUGGCAGUUGCUGAGUACACAAUCCAAAUCAUCAAAAAGAUGCAACGCGACCACAUCAAGUCAUGGGUUCCACGACAAGACAUCACAGAUCAAUUCAACGAGCAUGCGCAAGAGUGGAUCAAGCACACAGUUUGGAAAGACGAUUGUAGAUCCUGGUACAAGAACAACGACACCGGGCGAGUCAAUGCCGUCUGGCCAGGCUCAUCAAAUCAAUAUGCUGAGGUGAUCGAGACUCCGCGAUACGAAGACUUCGAUAUCCAGUACAUGCACAAGAAUCCUUGGGCACACCUGGGUAUGGGCUAUGCGAUGCGUAAUAAGCAGUUCCCAGAGGCUGAUGUUAGUCCGUACCUGCAGUUGGAGAAUAUUGAUCCGCAGUGGUUGAAAGCUAUUGGGUAUGAGGGGCCAGCGGGCGAGGUGCAGAAAGCAAGAGAUCAAAAAGAUGAGCCGGAUGUGAACAGAACGGGAGAAGAUGCAGGUCUGGGGCAUGGAGACGGAAAUACGCUAACAUAAUAUGUUCGAGUGAUAUUGCCUGUGUACGUUACCAUGCCAUCAUCUAAUCAUGAUAGUCACAACUGGAAAUCAUAGUUGUAGCUAUCCGCGUUGCUCAUGAGAUACU